GCGGUUUGUUUCUAAUGUCACCUUUAGCCACUUGUACUGUCUCUUUAAUUUGGCAUUUCCCUGUACACAGAAAGUGCGCACAGAUACCUGGAGACCUUUGGUACUGCUGGAGAGCACAAUACCAUCAGACAGAGCCGGGUGCACAGGAGAGACCAGCCAGAGCUCUACACGCUGGACAAGCAAUGCUAUAGGAGGAAAUGAAGACGGAUCUCCUGUUUACUGCAUAAUAAAGUUAGUUGGAGAGAUGAGGCGUUUAACCAGAGAGGGAGAAAGCGUAAUGGGACUUGGCCCACGGACAACAACACAGGCCUUCGGAAUGAAGCAGCACCCGAUUACAGAAGAGGAGGAAGGGGACGAAGAAAACAUGGAGGGGUGUGAGCAGCCCCGUUACAUCCCUAUCCGCAGGCACUCUCGUUUUUAUACUUCGAUGAGAUCACGGAAGCUUCGAAGAGACAGAGGGAGCAGCAGAGAGUCUAUGGAAAUACAGAAUUCUGGACAACAGGAACACAGGGACCCAAGAAAUAGCCUCAUACCAGGAAACCCUUCAUACAGGGAAUAUCUUCACAAUGAGGACUCCACCAACCCACCUGCUGACACCCCCUCCCCACCAGAGUGCACAUCUACCAGCACAGAGGCACUGCCAGCUGUUUACCCUGCGCCUGCAGACUCCUGGAAAACCUUAAUAGGACACGUAGAGUUCCUGUACCAGGAAUACAGAGAUAAAUCUACCCAACAUGAGAUUGAAGCUCGAAGACUUCAGGAUAAUUAUGUACAGACUCCUCAAACACCAGAUAGUCCCAAAACCCCAGAAAAGGGGUCUCCCCCACCCAUAGAGCAUCAAAGAUCUAACUCCACUUUCAGACGCCUGCAAAACAAUUGCUCUGGAUUCAACUUAUGGCAAGAUCUUCCGGAAAUCAAGAACAGCGGGGUUCUAACUGUCUUACAACCCCAAGAAAUCAAGCUUCAGGAGGCAAUGUUUGAACUGGUGACUUCAGAAGCAUCUUACUACAAGAGCCUGCGUCUUCUGGUUUCUCACUUCAUGGAGAGCGACAGACUGAAAGCCACCAUACACCCUUCAGAAAUGCACUUCAUAUUCUCCAAUGUACUCGAGGUCCUGUCCACUAGUGAAAGGUUCCUUCUGGAUCUGGAGCAGAGAUUUGAAGAGAACUUGGUGAUGUCUGACGUUUGUGACAUUGUCUUCAAGCAUGCAGAAAACCACUUUAGUGUCUAUGUCACCUAUGUCUGCAACCAGACCUACCAGGAGAGAGCGCACAGGAAGCUGCUUCAAGAAAGGACAGAAUUUCGGGAAGCUGUGGCACAUUUGGAAACAAACCCGAUUUGUCGAGGUCUCCCAUUCUCCUCGUUCCUCAUCUUACCAUUUCAGAGGAUCACACGGCUUAAACUCCUGGUGCAGAAUAUUCUAACUAAAGUGGAGGAGGGGUCCGAGCGGGAGGCUUCAGCACUACAAGCACACCGGGAGCUGGAGAAGCUGGUGAGAGCGUGUAAUGAUGGAGUCAGGAAGAUGAGUCGUACAGAGCAGCUCAUCAGUAUCGAGAAGACACUUGAAUUUAAGAUCAAGUCUGUGCCAAUCAUCUCUCACUCACGCUGGUUGUUAAAGCAGGGAGAACUGCAGCAGAUGUCUGGGCCUCGCACUUCUCGAACCCUCCGCACUAAAAAACUAUUCCGCUCCGUAUAUCUGUUCCUGUUUAAUGAUCUGCUGCUCCUGUGUAAACGUCUGCCUGGGGAGCGGUAUCAAGUGUUUGACGUUGCUGCACGUGGCCUCCUGCGUGUAGAGGAGCUAGAAGACCAAGGACAGUCCCUGGCCAAUGUCUUCAUCCUAAGACUGCUGGAAAAUGCACAUGAAAGGGAAUUUUCCUACAUGUUAAAGGCAUCAUCCCAAAGUGAAAUGAAGCGCUGGAUGACGUCUCUAGUUCCAAAUCGAAGAACAAAGUUUGUUUCCAUCACUGCCCGGGUAUUUGACUGUCCGCAGGUGCAGUGUGUCCACCCUUAUAUUGCCCAGGAGCCGGAUGAGCUGUCUCUUGAUCUGGCAGACCUUCUUAAUCUUCUGGACAAGACAGAUGACGGUUGGGAGUUUGGUGAACGUUUGCACGACCAAGAGAGGGGCUGGUUCCCCAGCUCAGUGACAGAAGAAAUACUGAACAAGAACAUCAGGACACAGAACCUGAAGGAGUGCUUCAGGGUGCACAAACCGGAUGACAGCAGCCAGAACAAAGACCGGCGGAAGAUGGGAAGCAGAACACGGCAGUGACCCCUGGAGAUGGCAUGGGGCAGCAUGCUGGGGGACGGGGAAAUAAGCAGUGUGUCUGUGACGCGAUGCAAAUAUUCUAUAUAAAUAUAUGUAUAUUAUCUACAAAUGUGUGUUACUGUUGUACAGGCACCCAUACAUUAACACACCAGGACAGAGCGGAUUUAGGUGUGGAAGCAAAGCGCAUCAUGCACGCAAAGAGGGACGCGCACACUACAUAUUUCUGAACAGAUUAUAUAUUGGGUUUAUACCUUGUAUAUUAGUCAAUAGUAAUACAUUACGGCAGGCUAUCCUAAACUGUGGUGCCAGCACUACAACUCCCAUCAACCUGCGCUGGGAGCUGUUAUUCAACAAGGCGGACUGCUGACAAAUAAUAAAAAUGGUCUGAAUAAUCUUCUCUUCUGCCAUAUACAUCCUUCUACAAGAUUUAUUGGGGGAGGGUCACUGUAUAGAUAUUGUCUUCUAAGACGUCUUUUAUGUCUGAGAAAAUGUCUCAACCGGGCGACACAUGCAUACAAAUGUCUCCUUAUGUCUGAGGAACAUGGAGGAGGAUACAAUUACAGCUAUAGGUUUCAAAUGUAUCUACAUGGCACACAACGUGAGGAAACGAUCUUCUUUUGUGUCCAGGGUGCAGGUAUUUCCUCCACUUUUAGCCUGUAUUAUACCAGUCCCACAGCUGACACUUUUAUGCUCCUCGUUAUGUUUUUUUUUUCCCCAGUAUUAUUUAACUGUAUUUCCUCUAUUUCCUAAUUACGUUUCUAUCUUGGUGUGGGCAUUUCUUCAUCGUGUUUUAUAUUUGCGGUAUUUUGGUGGCAGGGGGGUGGGGCGGAUUUGUGUUGAUCCCAUAUCGUGGCUCGUGGAUAACAUGUUUGGGUUCUAUGAACCUAGGAUCCCAGCACAAAGCCACUGAUAAAGCCAUUUAUUGGAGGAAAUGG
Messenger RNA from Bufo bufo (common toad), 3201 nucleotides. It is a transcript of the gene NGEF, whose product is annotated as neuronal guanine nucleotide exchange factor. NCBI's taxonomy places the organism in Eukaryota, Metazoa, Chordata, Amphibia, Anura, Bufonidae. Gene Ontology annotation, molecular function: protein binding; guanyl-nucleotide exchange factor activity. The coding region runs from base 245 to 2269 and encodes 674 amino acids. The record is from RefSeq and is a predicted model, not a curated record. Gene Ontology annotation, biological process: activation of GTPase activity. The transcript has 15 exons.